This is a messenger RNA of Diabrotica balteata, 1962 nucleotides long. NCBI's taxonomy places the organism in Eukaryota, Metazoa, Arthropoda, Insecta, Coleoptera, Chrysomelidae. The record is from the annotation of a GenBank genome assembly.
UAAUGUUCUAAAUAUUUUGUCAAAUAUCAUUAUAUCAAUAUACAACAAUUUACAAUUUUUGUGUAUUUAUCUUCUUUAACUGAAUUACUGAACAAUGGCCGAAUACCCAACAAGGCAUUGUGGUCCUUGUCCCAAUUUAGCUCAGUUUGUGUCGCGAGAAGAAGCUGCCCGUUACGAGCAGAAGACAGUUCCAAAUAUUGAAUUUCAUGAGUUCCAAAGAUCGGAUGAGCCAGGUUUGGGAGUAAAUACAUCGAAUCUUAAACCAGAUUUAACGGUACCUCCAGUUAAAGAAGUACACUUUGAAAAUAAGGAUCAGAGAGUAGGUAAUGGAUAUGUGGGAGGUAUUCCUGAAUGUGAAAGAUCGAAACAAGAAGCCUGUCACUGUUGUACUGAUAAAAAUGGUACUGAGAAAAAGGAAACUUUAAAAGGCAUCCUCAAGAAAGAUUCAGGUCCUAAAACAGUCGAGGAAAUGUAUGCAGAUGCAGCAAAAGCUCAAGAACAACAGCCUUUUGUUAGCCAUCCAACACAACGUUCUGCUCAGAUUGAAGACAAAUCUAAUCCUGCAUGUUAUUUACCUCAACCAAACGAUGCUCUACCUCAUAUUCUGGCUACAGAAAUGGGACCUAUAGGGCCGUGGGCUACUGGUAGAGUUGAUUGGGGUCCUCUAUCUGGAUUGACAGGUACAAGACCCGUCGUAGACAAGUAUUCAAUAGCUAGAUACAGUGAAAUUGAUUGGAGACUCGAAAAUAAAAAAAUAUUAGAUCUAGCUACAACGGAGCAGCAUAGAGCCAACUUAAUUGACUGGAAUGGUCAACAAUGUCUCGCUCAAACAUUAACAGAUGCAGACAAAAAUCAAGCAGACAAUACAAAAAAGUUAAACCAACGGGAACUGGAGCUCCAUCGAUGGAAGUGCGAACUGGAAAAAGCUAUUGCAGCAGCAUCUGAGGAAAUUACUUUUAUGGAAGAGCAAAGACAUAGACUAAAGCAAGCUAGUAAAGUACUUACUCUUCCCGAGUCUAUCGCUGGUGAGGCGCUGGAGAGAAGAACCGGUAGAAUCGAUGGGGAAUUGGUUCGGGACGAAGUUGAAGAAGAACUUAUUAAGGAAGUAGCUCUAUGCGCAGAAAUUAGAGAUAUAUUUUCUAGAACCCUAAAAGAUGUGGAAAAACAACUGUUGGAAAACAAAACCGCGAAACAAAGGCUGGAAUACGAUUGGAGCGAUAAAAAAGUUUCCCAUGAAAUAGAUUCUAUUAAUAUGGCUUUAAAUAACCAAUCUACGGUAUUGAUGUUUAAGCCUGGAGCUGUUCGUUUUCCAGAUGAACAAUCUACUCCGGAUUAUUGGGAACAUUUUACACGCGAAACUCUUUUAGAAGGAGAAGCUACCAGGCAAAGAUCGGUAACUCUACGGGGAACACUAGAUAAUAUUCUAAACAAUGCCGCAAGGGAUUUAAGAGCACAGGCUGACAAAGUAGAGGCUGCUUUGGAGAAAAGAAUUGCUUGUACACAAAAAGUAACAAAACAUUUGGAAGACGAACUUAGAGGAGUGUUACAAAGACUCGCUGAUAUAGAGAGACUUAAGGAUUCACUAAGAGAAGCCAUUCGAAGACUAGACACUCCAAUGAAGAAAGCUCAAACUCGUCUGGAUAAUCGUCUGCUUCGACCAAGAGUUGAAAAUUGCAGAGAUAAUGUUCAUUUCGGAUUGAUAGAAGAAGUUAAGACGAUUGGUGAAUCGGUGGCUGCUUUAUCGGCUCAAAUGAAACAAGCUGAAGAAUCCCAAGGACGAUUGAUGCAAGUGAGAAGUGACCUAGAAAGAGAAAUAAUGUUAAAAAUGAAAACGUUAGAAAUAGAUCAUGGACGAACAAGAAGGAUACGGUCUUAUUUUCCAUCUGCAGCAGCUCUUAGCGGAUAUUAAUUUGAUUUUUGUAUUGUUUUAUAUUUAUAUUAAUAAAUUUACUGUUUUUGAAU